UUGUCACUUUGAUACGUUCAUCAUCAUCAUAGUCACAUUUCACAACCCAAAGACAUCAAAUUGGGACGUUCUUCUCAGGAAGGUCCAAAAAGUCAGUUCAGCGAAAUCGGACGAUCCGAACAAUACCCUUUUCAUUUCUCUUCACGAUAAUCUUCUUCAUCAAUUUGAAGGGAAAUCUGAUAUUAGAGAAUAAAGGUUGAAACUUUUUACCUCAAGAGAAGUGAUUAUGGCUGUUGCUGAAAAUGUUGGUGCCAAAAUCGGUUCUUCAAGUCAGAAUUUGGACAACAACAACAACCACGCUGUAUCAUCUGACUCAACUGAGGUGGAGAAAUCGAAACCGAGGACCGAUCAGGAUGUGAACAACAACAGUGUGUUCAACCAUCAACACCAAAAUGGUAAUUAUAGCUUCAAGACUCAUCAAAUGGGUCAGAUGCAUGCUAACGGGGUUCAGAACCAUCAGUUUGUGGUGAACAAUGAUGGAUAUGUGAUGAAUGGUCUCAGAAAUGGUGAGAACGGGGGCGAGAGUUUUAAGCGUGAAAUGAGGGAUUUGGAAGAGUUGUUGUCAAAGCUGAAUCCCAUGGCUGAGGAAUUUGUGCCUCCAUCGCUAACAAAUAACCAUGGCUACUUAGCUGCUGGACCUGCUGCUGGGUUUGGUUACCCUAACAAUUUUAUACUUCUUAAUAAUUAUGCUAAUGCUAACGGCCAAACUAACCGUAGGAGGAAGAAUGGCUACACUACUAAUGGAAAGCGAAGAGCGAAUCAUAAAGUGGAUAUGGAGAAAAGAGAAGAGAUGAUUAGGAGGACUGUUUAUGUGUCUGAUAUCGAUCAGCUGGUUACCGAAGAGCAGCUGGCAUCUCUCUUUCUGAAUUGCGGCCAGGUUGUUGAUUGUCGGGUAUGCGGAGAUCCCAAUUCUAUUCUCCGAUUUGCCUUCAUUGAAUUUACAGAUGAAGAGAGUGCAAGGGCUGCUGUAAGCCUGUCUGGAACUAUGCUGGGGUAUUACCCAUUGAGAGUGCUGCCUUCCAAAACUGCCAUUGCACCUGUCAAUCCUACAUUUUUGCCCAGGUCUGAAGAUGAAAGGGAGAUGUGCUCAAGAACAAUUUACUGCACAAACAUUGACAAGAAGCUGACUCAAGCAGAUGUGAAACACUUCUUUGAAUCUAUCUGUGGAGAGGUCCAUCGACUGAGGCUUCUUGGGGAUUACCAGCAUUCAACUCGGAUUGCAUUUGUUGAGUUUGCAGUGGCUGAGAGUGCAAUUGCAGCUCUAAGCUGCAGUGGCGUGAUUUUGGGUGCGCUGCCUAUAAGGGUAAGUCCGUCAAAGACACCAGUCCGUGCUCGUUCUUCUCCUCGUAGUCCAUGAACUGAAUCAACUGUCCUUGCUGCUGGGGUUUGACUGCUGCUACAUAUAUAUACGUACAUAGAAACAUAUAUGUUCCAAAGAACCUGUGGCGUUUAGUUGAUACUUUUGUUCUCUAUCUUGCACUAUGGUAUCUUUGUUUCCCAUUGCGGUAAUGGGUUCUUCGUUUAGCUUGUAGAGUUGAUGGUACUUCGAGGAUCUUGCUUAAUUUAUGAUGCACAAUGUGACGUGUUUAUCUUGCAUGUCCAGAAUUUUAUGGUUGGAUGUUAUCUGGAGUUUAUUUUGAACAUGUUACAGAAACCUUUUUUAGUCAUGAAUUGUUUAUUUGGUUGUCUUCAAUGCA
This is a messenger RNA of Medicago truncatula (barrel medic), 1697 nucleotides long. Its product is annotated as polyadenylate-binding protein-interacting protein 12. Gene Ontology annotation, molecular function: RNA binding. The transcript is spliced from 11 exons. NCBI's taxonomy places the organism in Eukaryota, Viridiplantae, Streptophyta, Magnoliopsida, Fabales, Fabaceae. The coding region runs from base 227 to 1357 and encodes 376 amino acids. The record is from RefSeq and is a predicted model, not a curated record.